Salvia miltiorrhiza (redroot sage) is the source of this 2619-nucleotide messenger RNA. RefSeq lists its product as uncharacterized. Gene Ontology annotation, cellular component: RNA polymerase III complex; nucleus. Gene Ontology annotation, biological process: DNA-templated transcription. Lineage: Eukaryota; Viridiplantae; Streptophyta; Magnoliopsida; Lamiales; Lamiaceae. The transcript has 14 exons. Bases 232 to 2277 code for a protein of 681 amino acids. The record is from RefSeq and is a predicted model, not a curated record.
AAAAUUUGCAUUCGAUUAAUCCAGUAGGAACCGAGCGAUCGGGCUGAGUCGAAACUGAGCCAGACCGGUGGGAUGUGAUUUUUGAUCAUCGCAACAGAAAGUAAUCACCCGCCAAAGCCAUCGCGACCAACCUAUUAAGCCCUAAACCUUCACCACUUCUCCGCAGGCGCAUUUCGUCGAACAUUUCUAGGGCUCAAAAUUCGUUGCUAUCCUUCAGUCGCCCAAGCGAGCAUGGACAUGGAUCUCGACGAUUUCGACGAUGGCCCGAAACAGGGCCCGACCCGGGCUUCUCGCUUCGCGCCUAAGGGCUCAAAAUUCCAGCCCAAACCCAAACCCAAGCCGAAAACCGAACCGCCAUCGUCGUCGGCAUCUUUGUCACUGCCCGCGCCCAAGAAGGAAGAAGUCGAUGUCAAGCCCGAGAUAAAGCCCGAACAUGAGAACGGCGCAGUUGCAAUGGAUGUUGAGCUAAACCUCAGUGAGAAAGAAAUGGAGGUGGCAGGUGAAUCAGUGGAUACUGAAUUAGCGGAUGGAGAUGGAGAUGAAGAUGAAGUUGUUCGAGAAAUCGAUGUCUAUUUUGCUCCUUCGGUUGAUCCUGAGACUCGGUUAUAUCUGUUUCAAUAUCCACUUAGGCCGCUAUGGCGGCCAUAUGAAUUGGAUGAUAGAUGCGAAGAGGUGAGAGUGAAGCCAACAAGUGCAGAAGUGGAAGUUGAUUUAGCCAUUGAUGUUGACUCCAAGAAUUAUGAUGCUGAUGCCGAUCCCAGGUUGAAGAUGAAGAAGCAGACUCUUGCUCCAUCAUGGAAGCCACCUCAAACCAAUGGAUACACUGUUGGUGUUCUUAAUGGAAAUAAGUUACACUUGAAUCCUAUUCACGCAGCCGUGCAACUUCGACCAUCGAUGUCUCAUCUUGAUGAGACGGAAUCUAAAAAGAAGACUGGCGUUUCCAAGAAUGUUGAGGAUGCGGUGAAGUCAGAAGUACAGCAGGAAGCGAAACCUUCUGGCAUGUCAAAGAAGCAGAAAGCACCGGAGCAGACCAAGGAUAGUGUAGAGAGCUGGAUUCCUCUCAAGUACCACAGCGUGAGGAGUGGCAUAACAGCAGGAUACCUUCAAAAACUGAUAGCACGAGAAGGCUCCCAGAUUUCCUUUUCCAUGAGCUCGGAUGAUUAUCUGAAUAGCUUGUGCCCUGGCAUUUCCGGUGACAGUUUGAGUUCCAAAGUUCCUCCAAGAAGGUCCUUGCUGGCUAAACCACUAAAAGAAAGGUUUAAAACUUGGCUUCUUGAGGGCUCUCCACUUCAUAGAUUCGACACUCUGAAGUACCUAGCUCCAGAUGAGCCUAUUGAAGAAGUGUUAGCAGUCUUGCAAGAACUUGCUGUGUUAGUUCAAGGACUAUGGGUUCCAAGAACCUCAUUGGUGUGUGGAACUGAGGGAGUUAAUGUUUUAGCUAGGAAUUUUGUUCUUCUUCUAUUUAGCAAGGAUGUUAUAAUUAAGGAUAGUCAAAUACCUAAAUCGCCUCUACUGUCUAAAGCAAUGAAAGAAGUCCUGCAUGGAUUGGCUACAAAGAGACCUAUCUUUAAAGACUGGAAACUAAAAGAGCUUCCAGAUUUGAACUUCAUAAAACUCUAUCCUGCAGUUGUAAAGAAACAACAGGAACAGUGGGAUAAGGAGGAAAUGUUUAUUGGUGAUCGUUUUUCUGGAGGAAGGAACGGGCCUGUUGUGAAGACCUCAAAAUCUAAUACUCCGGCGAACCUUGUCGGAUCAAAAGGUUCCAAUAAACUAGCUGCAGGGACUUCAAGUGGAUCAACGCCGAGAAAUGUGAUGUCGGAAGAAGUUCGCGAGGCUUUAAGGAAAGCCCUUCAGAAACUUUUUAAAACUACAAAGACUUGCAGUUAUCAACAAAUUAGCCAGCGGCUAAGGGACAUGGCGGUUUCCGAGUCUGCACGUUCAAAAGGAUUUGCAAAAGAGGCUGUGGCUGCAGCAAACAGCAUUGAUGCUUUUCCAGAUGAGCUUCAGGCAAUUAUCAAUGAAGUAGCUGUUAACAUUCAUGGCAUCUGUGUUCCAAAAUCAUCACCAGAUCAUCCAGAAUAUGAUGAUCUGAGGAAACUUGUCAUCGAUCUUUUUCUUGGUGAAGGACCAAAUGCAAAGCUUAAAAAGGCUCAAAUAGCUGAGGCUGCAAAACAGAAACAUAUGGACAUGAGUGAGGCUGCGUAUAAAAAGGUCUUGCAUGAAUUUUGUGAAUCUAAUGGCUCUGCAUGGAUCCUGAAGAGUGCUAAUUCAAAUUGAUAGUGUUGAAGUUUGCGUGAAAAGUUCACCAAGUAUUGUUUGAGGAAACAGUUGUUGUGAUUGACGACGCCACGCAAGAUGGGAAAACGCUGCGAGUAAACCUGUGUCUAGAGAUUUGAUUAAACAAGGGAAUGUGUACAGUUGAAAUAGAGAUUAGGCUUGUGUUGCAAAUGGUUAUAACAACAGUGCAUUGAUACUUAGUUAGCUUAGUAGUUAACAGUUAAGAGACUAACAAGCUGUGAUUAUUCGAAAUUCAUUUUUUUGUAUUGGAUUGAAUGGGUUGCUCUUGUUUCAUUCCAUAAGGCAAAUAUAUUGUACAUGUUCUUAGAUUGCUGAACUAAA